Molecule: messenger RNA, 1423 nt
Organism: Hippopotamus amphibius kiboko
Lineage: Eukaryota; Metazoa; Chordata; Mammalia; Artiodactyla; Hippopotamidae
Gene: C2H9orf50
Product: chromosome 2 C9orf50 homolog
Exons: 8
Coding region: 1-1317 (438 amino acids)
Source: RefSeq, a predicted model, not a curated record
AUGCCCUGGCGUCACCCCAGCUCCUGGGCCCAGCAGGUGGCGCCCGAGAGGCUCCCCGGCGGAGAUGAUCGCAAACCCAGGGACCCCUUGCCGCCUAGGCUGCUGCUGCCCGAGCUCCGAGCAGCCUCUGGCACCGGGGUCUCCGGGGGCUCGAGGGCGUCGGAGGGCGGCGCCGAGUGGUGGCGGGUCCCCGCGUGUGAGCCCUCGCACUCAGAUCCCGCGGUGGGCAUCAGGCGCCCCCGGUCGCGCCUGCCCGUCCUGCCCACCGUGGCCCAACGGGCGGCGCGGAACCGGACAGGGCUGAGGUCGCUGCUGCUGCCGCCCCUGCUCUUGGCCGGCGAGCCCCGGGAACCCGCGCCCCCGGGCUCCGGGCCUGGACCGUGCGAGAAGCCCCGCAGGGGCUCGGCUAGGGAGACUCCCGAUUCCUUGGGCGCCCUCCUAGGAGAGUUCCUCCCGGGCAGGUUCCGGCAGUUCCUGCGCAAGUUGGGGGCUGAGUCUGCAGAGCAGCGGAGGCCACGGACAUCUUCAGCAUCGCAACAUCAAAGGGGUGUGUCAGAGCACUGCAUAAGUCCUCCUCAGUGCCCCAGCUACUCCUUCCUCCCAGACCUGGGGGGCCAGUCAUCGUACUUCAAGAAUAGUCUUAAGAAGAUUUUGCUCCAUCAGAUACCUGCCCUGGGGCCCUUCAGGAGAGAUCACUCACAAUUCAGUACAGUCAAGAAGGCCAAUCACAGACCCCACACUACACAGGCCCCCAGGCUCAAGGCCGUGCUCACCCACAGCUCCUUGGGUGAAGGCACAGGACAUCGCAGGCAGUGUUGCCCUUUCCGAGUGCGGUUCGCGGACGAGACGCUCCAGGACACAGCGCUCCGCUACUGGGAACGCAGCUGUGCAGUCCGGCAGGGCAUCUUCCAGAACAGGACAGCCAACCGGUCAGCAGCAUUGGAGCGGGUGUUUGGGAGCGUUGGGAGAUGGCUGGAGAGUUUGCCCAAAGCCCUGUACCCCAGGGCCAAGGAGGAGACCAUGGCCAACUCAUUCAGCUGGGACUUCCCUGGCCUGUCCACCCUGGAACCGAAAGGCCACCUCUCUGAGGACACCUCCGUGAACAGCAGCCUGCCCUUCAUCCCCAGGCCCACCACCCAGAGGCACCGGGGGGACCUCAAAAGCUUUCUGGAGCAGGUGGGCAAAUCGCCCUGUUCCUGGAGCCAGAAGAUGGAGUCCUUCCUGCCCAGCUUGGUGUUGCACACAGUCCUGAAACGAGGCUGCCCCAAGGGGUACCAGCUCCUCCUGCCUUCAACGCCGCGUCACGCUCAGAGGUGAAUGGUUGCUGAUGCCCAAGCCCAGGCGUGGACAUGAGUGAGGGGUGAGGAGAGGCCUUCCCUGACCCACAAAUAAACGCACAUCCCAGGUGGCUGUUUCCUGCUGC